Purpureocillium lilacinum is the source of this 1143-nucleotide messenger RNA. RefSeq lists its product as uncharacterized. Gene Ontology annotation, molecular function: beta-1,4-mannosylglycoprotein 4-beta-N-acetylglucosaminyltransferase activity. Lineage: Eukaryota; Fungi; Ascomycota; Sordariomycetes; Hypocreales; Ophiocordycipitaceae. The record is from RefSeq and is a predicted model, not a curated record. Gene Ontology annotation, biological process: N-acetylglucosamine metabolic process; protein N-linked glycosylation. Gene Ontology annotation, cellular component: membrane.
AUGGCAGCGCGGCCAGUCUUUAACCUCGCCGCCGCUGCGCUCGCCGGCUUCGCCCUCCUGAUUUUCAUUUCGCGACUGCCUCUUCGAAGCGCCUCCUUGGUGCACCGAGUCUCGCCAACCGACCUCGCCUUGCGGCUGCCUCGCCUCAAUUUCACUUCGUCUUCCCCGUCGACCAGUCGGCACAAGGAAUACUACGCUUCCGAGGCAGCCGCCGAGUUCUGCGCCGCCCAUGGAUACUCCGUCUUCUCGCCCGAGUCAGACUCCGGGGAGCGCAAGAUAUACGAUCUCUUUAUGGCCAAUUCGGAGCUCGAUUUCCUCGAAAUCCGCCUGAGCACCAUGUACGAUCACGUCGACUACUUCAUAAUCGUCGAAUCGCCGGUUACGUUCCAGGGAACACUAAAGAACCUCACGAUUCGAGAUAAUUGGGACCGAUUCUCCCAGUGGCACGACAAGAUGAUAUACCACCUCCUGGAGUUUCCAGCUGGGUUCGCUCCCAAGCUCACCUGGGACUACGAGGACCUCCAGCGUGACGCCACCUUCAAGCAAGUCUUUCCGAAGCUGCAAGGAAGGCAGGCCCCAGUAAAGGGGGAUGUGCUCCUCGUUGCCGAUGUGGACGAGAUUGUUCGCCCGGCGACGCUGCUGCUGUUGCGGACGUGCAACUUCCCACGGCGCCUGACACUCGCCUCCAAGUUCUACUACUACUCGUUUCAGUUCCUCCACGUGGGCAACGAGUGGCCGCAUCCACAAGCGACCUUCUAUCAGGGCGAGCGGGACACCAUCCUGCCGUCCAAGCUCCGGAGCGCCGACGGGGACAGCCGGCUGCAACGAGCGCGCGAGUCUGGCACGCUGAGCAACGCGGGCUGGCACUGCAGCAGCUGCUUCGCCACGAUGGACCAGUUCCUGAACAAGAUGGCCAGCUUUUCCCACAUGUGGAUGAACGAACCCAAGUACCGCGACAAGGGGCGCAUUGCGGCCGCGGUUCGCGAGGGCCGGGACGUAUGGGGCCGGGCAAGCGAGGUAUUCCGUCGCAUCGAAGGCAAUACUGACGUGCCGGGCGUCCUGGCCGAAGCGGAAGGGCGGAGGAGAUUUGGUUACAUGCUGAGUCGCGACGGUGAGAGCGCAGGGUUCUCCGAUUAUCCGUAG